AUGGAAAGUCAAGACCUACUCAAAUUUGUGAAUCAGAUUUUCGCUAAGAAGGGUAUUCCACCCGUUAAGAAUCUUGCUCAAGACUUCUCAGAUGGAAUACUUUAUGAAAAGCUGUUCAAUAUCUUAUAUGAUGAAAGAGCUGAUUGCAAGCUAGUGAAGUCCCCAUAACUCGACGUUAAGAUGUAAAACUGGAAUAAGAUCAACGCUACCAUAUGCUUCAAUUAUCUUCAAUAGUAGUUCUAUUUAGUUGCUCCAACUAUGAAGGCCUUGGCUCAAGGAAAGAAAUAAGAGGUGAUUCAGACUAUGAUUAAGCAUUUGAUUAACAGCACCUAGGGUACUCAAUUUGAAAGCUAUCUAAGUGAUGAUGCUAUCAGAGAUAUUGCAGAUGUAGUCCAAACUGACAUGGAACUCUACAAUGAAGAAGAAGCCUCAUAGUUGAAUUAAUCUCAUGCUGUUUAAGUGCAAGGAGAGAAGCAAGUUAAACUCGAAGAGUCUGACAUUGAACAUCUUCAAAGAAGUGCUGAGAGAAAGAAGAGAGAAGAGGAAAACGAAAAUGACUUCAGCAGAGACAUUUGA
Molecule: messenger RNA, 576 nt
Organism: Stylonychia lemnae
Lineage: Eukaryota; Ciliophora; Spirotrichea; Sporadotrichida; Oxytrichidae
Source: the annotation of a GenBank genome assembly